Molecule: messenger RNA, 2664 nt
Organism: Austrofundulus limnaeus
Lineage: Eukaryota; Metazoa; Chordata; Actinopteri; Cyprinodontiformes; Rivulidae
Gene: micall2a
Product: mical-like 2a
Exons: 15
Coding region: 238-2334 (698 amino acids)
Molecular function (GO): protein binding
Source: RefSeq, a predicted model, not a curated record
ACACACACACACACACACACACACACACCCACACACACAGACCAGCUGGGGGUGUCUCGUCACUCACAAUCAGGUGAAGAGGAGGAAACAGGACGCAGCUGCAGCUCUGUAGUUCAGGGACAAAUCUUCACAGCGGAUACUUUGUUGCUACGUGUUCCUCCUUCCUCUGACUCCUGGAUCUGCCUGUUGAACACUUUGGUUUCCCCCCACUCUGAGUGGGUUUUUUUGUUGUCACACAUGGCUGCCAUCAAGGCUCUGGAGCUGUGGUGUAAAGCUCAGUGUGACGGUUACAGAGAUGUGGCCAUCAGCAACAUGACGACCUCUUUCAGGAAUGGACUGGCUUUUUGUGCGCUUAUUCACAAAUACAGACCAGAUCUCAUAGACUAUGACUCACUCAGAAAGGAGGAUGUGUUUGAGAACAACAGGCUGGCUUUUCAGAUCGCAGAGGAGAAGUUGGGCAUUCCAGCUUUACUGGAUGCAGAAGACAUGGUGGCUUUAAGGAUCCCUGACAGGCUGAGCAUUCUGACCUACGUGUCCCAGUACUACAACUACUUCAAGGGACGGCCUCCAAUGGGAGGUGUAAAAAGGCCAGCAGAGGGCUCCAAGGAGGAGCCAUCAGAGAAGAAAAARCACCCAGUGGUUGCCAAAAUCUUUGAGCCUAAAAAAGCCACGGAGAAGUGUUCAUCGUCCGUUCACUCAGCUCGUCCCUCAUCAAACGCUGAAAGACCUGCUGCUCAGAAGGUGGUUUUGACCGACAAUGCGAACAAAGGAGGGACUCUGAACAGCAAAUGUGUUGCAUGUAAGACUCACGUCCAUCUGGUUCAGAGGCACUUUGUGGAAGGAAAGCUUUAUCACAGAAGCUGCUUCAAGUGCAACGAGUGCUCCAGCGUACUUCAUGCAGGAGGCUACAAACCUGGGAAGAACCCAGACACGUUUGUCUGCAACUCCCACCAGAACGGUUCCAAAACGUUCUUCUUGGAUGCGGAAAUCAAAAGUGGAGUUGCUAAUUCGGUUGUACAACCAAACGGUGCCACCCAGAAACUGCAGGCGCCACGUUUCUCUUCAGUGCUGUCAGCCCCAGCAGAUACAGUUCUGAAGCCCUUAAAUCCCAACCCACAGUCCCAGUCCUGGACGGCCUCGGCUCAGAAGACGCAGGCGGCGCGGCAGAAGUUUUUCCAGGCUGCCCCACAAGUUACUGAAGCCUCAGCGGGAAUCAGAAAACCUGUAGACCAGGUAAAAAGUCUGAAGGUCCCUUUGGGUUCUGAUGAGAGAAACUCUGCCAGAUUGUUGAUUGGGAGGAAACUAGCAGAGGAAAACUGCAACAACAACAAUGGACACCUGUUUACCAUCCGAACUGCGGAGAGGCGGUUUUUGGCUGACCCAGUUUCAGCUGACUUCCUCAGUUUGAAGAAGGAUAAAUGCAGCCAAGACCCGGCAGGAAGCUGUGAAGGACCGAGCUGCAGCAUCCAGACAAACAAGAAAUCACAAUGUCCGGCCAUCAACAACGACAACACCGGGCUAACAACAGAACACACAACUGCCAAAGCCACACAGGAGUGGCAAACAAAACUCAAACCUGUGAAAACUCCUCUGAAACUAAAAGAUUCUGAGCUUGAUGUCUUGYCUGAACCCCAUAAAUCUGAUUUGAAGUCCAUGACUCUAGACCACAUCUCUAUCGGUACAAAACUAUCGGCUCCAAAACCUCCUGGACUUAGCUUUGCUUUGUUUGAUCCUGGGUGCUUGAAGGAAGUCGGUCCCCAGAAGCCUCUGCCUGUUUCUGAAAACUGUGGCUUUAAACCUGGAAGUUCUUCACCUGUGAAAUCUCCACUCAGACCACCAACCCUAAAAUCUACCAGCUCAACCACUGGUUUAGACAAUCCUGGAAAUCCAACAGCUGCUAAAAAGGGAAAGUAUUUGUCACCCACCAACGCCUUCAGGACCGAAAUGAGGUCACCCUCUAUAAAGUCUUAUGUCCCAGUGGAGCAGAUCGAGAAGGAGUUGGACGAUAUUGAGAUGAACCUUGGUCAGCUGGAGAGAGAGGGGGUCGAGCUGGAGAAGAAACUUCGCAGCUUUGAGGACAAGGAGGGAGGGGACAUAUUGAUGGACCCACUGAUGGUCGACUGGUUUAACCUCAUUAGGAAAAAGCAGAUGUACAUAAGGAAGGAAUCAGAGCUUGUGUACAUAGCCAGGACUCAGGAGCUGGAGCGCCAGCAGCCGGGAGUGGAGGGAGAACUCCGCAGGCUGCUGGAGAAACCAGCUUCCAAGAUAUGUUGUGCAAGUAAGCGAGAAGUUUUCAUGUCGGGACGUCAGCCAGUGGAUGUUUUUAAGAGAUGAUGUGACAAGAAAACUGAGAACACAACAACUCGCUGACAUCGUGGUGAAGAAAAUCUGGAUAUUCGUGGUGUUUGUAAUAUCAGAACAGGUUUGAAGGCUCUGAGAUAAAACUGUCAGGUUUUUAACGGGGAAGUGAGCGUCUGUGUGACAGCUGUGGCUGCUUGAUGUGAUUAAAUAUGUCGGGACAAAGUUUGGCAGUUUGAGAAAUCCUCUGAAUUUUCUCCACUAAAAAAAAAAAAAAAAAACAUGAUUUAAUGAAGCAACAAUAAAAAAAGGUGCAGUUUAAACUUUAGAAGGAACACUGUUCAUUUUUUCUUAUAAAACAUGUCU